Molecule: messenger RNA, 1062 nt
Organism: Seminavis robusta
Lineage: Eukaryota; Bacillariophyta; Bacillariophyceae; Naviculales; Naviculaceae
Source: the annotation of a GenBank genome assembly
UGUCAAGUGUCAGUGCGAAAGAUCCGAGCUCUCAAUUCUCACUACUUUUUUCUUUCGUCCUCAUCUCAUUCUUUGAUCUUCCGCUCCAUUUGCUGCGACCCAACAAGCCUCUUGCCGCACCCUGAUUAUUCCUAUACCCCAUCACAAUGCAGAAUUUCAUGGAUACUAUCACAAGUGCUUUCAGCAAGCAGGACAUGAUGGAUUCCAUCCAGGAUGUCUUUGACUUUCCUCAAGAAGAAAUUGACCAAGCCUUUCUUCGAGGGCUCGAGGUGGCCACGGUCACAAUCGCAGCCACGCUUCUCUUGGAGGUCUACUCAUUUGGUACAACCAAAAUCAUCCUUUCAAACAACAAGGUACUCUACUUCCAAGCCGUUGUCCUCAAUUUUAUCAACCAUUACCUCUAUGGAAUCCCCGUGUACAUGGCAUCGUCUCUCUUCCUUGUCCGCAAAGUGGAUGAAGACUACUCCUAUGGCAGUGUAGCUCUCCAAGUGCUGGGAAUCAUGAUUGUACAAAGCAUCAGCUACUACUCGGCUCACAAGAUGUUUCAUACUGCGCCUGGGAUGUACAAGUACCACAAGUUCCACCAUCGUUUCCACACAGACGUGACUCCCAUGGUGGCCAAUGCUGUGGGUUUUGUUGAAUACUGGUUGGCAUACAUCUUACCCUUUGCUUUGGCAGGUGCCAUUCUUAAUCCCUAUGAAGACUCUGUCCGCUUGGCACUCUACAUUACAUCAUUUACAAAUCUGUCGAUCCACACCCCCAAGAUUGAAGCUUGGUCGGAGCAGAACAUGCCAUCCUUUUGGGUAUCCACCCAUGGGCACUUGGAACAUCACAAAAAGUUGACUGUGCACUAUGGUGCCCCAACUUGGAAUGUGGACUGGUUUGUGGCAAAGUUGAGCGGUGAGAAGAACCUUUAGAAGCUUUAAGUUCGAGCUGACAAGAUGGAUGGACAUUCCGAGGAGUGUAGUGCAUUUGGCGCCCUCGAGUCCUUAAGAAAUACCACCCUUUAGAAAGUUACUUAGUUUUCAUGUUGCACUUAAUUAACAGGUUUGAUUGCUUGAC